AUGUCUUCCUUCGAUGAAGCGUUCAAGAAGCAUGAAACUGCAGGGGUCGAAGUCGAAGUCGAACAAGUCAGUACCAAUGCCAGCAUCAAUACUGCAAUCGACGAACCAAAUGCCAGUCUUAAAGGAUGGCGGCUGAGGCUUCUCACGCUUGGACUCGCUUUGGCGGUCUUCCUCGCCUCGCUCGACUCCAUAAUCGUCAGUACCGCUCUGACGGCUAUUGCGAAGGACCUGCAAAGUUGGGACAAGAGUAGCUGGGUAGUAUCUAGCUAUUUGACAACUUACUUCAGCUUUUUGGUUAUCUGGGCCAAGGUCAGCGACUUGGUUGGACGGAAACUCAUGCUCAUCACGGCGCUUGUUCUCUUCCUUGCUUUUUCCGGUGGUUGCGGCGGGGCUCGAACAAUGUUGCAACUGAUCGUCUUGCGAGCACUUCAAGGCAUCGGGGGUGCUGGUCUCUUCAGCUUGGUGCCAAUCAUUACCGCUGAAAUGGUCCACCCAGAUAAAUAUGCAUCUUACAAUGCUGUGAUGGCUCUGUCAAUUGCAUUAAGCUUCUUACUGGGACCACUCAUUGGAGGUGGCAUUGUGGAUCACACUACAUGGCGAUGGAUCUUCUACAUAAACCUCCCCGCUGGCGCCGUCAGCAUCGUACUGGUAUGGUUUUCCAUGCCCGGUGCAUUUCCAGAUAUAUCACACCCAACUUCACUGUGGAGCGUUUCGAAGAAUAUGAAUCUACGCGGGAGGGUGGAUUAUCUCGGGUUCAGUCUUCUGCUCGCCGCCUCUCUGUUCCUGAUUGUAGCUAUUGAGGAGGCGGCGAUCCUGUACACGUGGGAUAAUGCUGUCGUGAUCACCCUGCUUGCCCUGGCGUUACCCGUUUUCUGUGCCUUUCUUUGCUGGGUCUGGUUCCUAGACCGCAGUGACUCCACCAGAGAACCUGUCUUCCCCUGGAGAUUCGCCAAGAAUAGGGUCUUAAUGGGGUUGUGCUUGAUAUGUCUCCUCUCCGGAGUUCCACUGACAACGCUCGUCCUUGAUCUCCCCGGCCGUUUCCAAAUCCUCAACAACACCUCUGCAUUAGAUUCUGGAAUCCGAAUCUUGCCGCUCACGCUGACGAUCGCAGUAUCCUCGGCGUUAGCAGGUGGGGUAACAGCCCGGGGUCGCGUGCCUCCUAUAUUCGUGUUUUCAAUUUCGGCCGUGCUCCAAACGGUGGGCCUAGGACUGCUCUAUUCUGUCCCCGCAGACAGACCUCUCGAGGCGAAGAUAUACGGGUAUCAGACACUCAUUGGAACAGGAGUGGGUAUGUGUCUGGCCACGGCGAUCUUGACCGUGCCAUCACUAGUUGAGGGAAAGGACUUGUCCGCAGCCAUAGGCAGUGUAACGCAGAUCCGAGUCCUCGGCGGUGCCGUCGGAGUGAGCGUCGCAACGAAUCUUCUGAACAAUAGCGUUCAGGACCACCUCCUAGGCCAAGUCGCUCCCGAAGUGUUGCGCGACAUCAUGAAAAACGUCUCCUCCAUCGCGGCACUCCCGCAGUCCACCCAGUUGCUUAUCACAGAGGCGUUUGCAGACGGGUACGAGCGCCAACUACUGCUGGUCUUGGGAUUCUGUGCUGCGGAGGUUCUGGCAUUGGGGCUAAUGUGGGAGAGGCCGAUGAGGAGGUUAGUUUAG
Molecule: messenger RNA, 1656 nt
Organism: Aspergillus mulundensis
Lineage: Eukaryota; Fungi; Ascomycota; Eurotiomycetes; Eurotiales; Aspergillaceae
Product: putative MFS multidrug transporter
Exons: 6
Coding region: 1-1656 (551 amino acids)
Biological process (GO): transmembrane transport
Molecular function (GO): transmembrane transporter activity
Source: RefSeq, a predicted model, not a curated record